Molecule: messenger RNA, 342 nt
Organism: Debaryomyces hansenii CBS767
Lineage: Eukaryota; Fungi; Ascomycota; Pichiomycetes; Serinales; Debaryomycetaceae
Gene: VMA10
Product: H(+)-transporting V1 sector ATPase subunit G
Exons: 1
Coding region: 1-342 (113 amino acids)
Biological process (GO): proton transmembrane transport
Cellular component (GO): vacuolar proton-transporting V-type ATPase complex
Molecular function (GO): proton-transporting ATPase activity, rotational mechanism
Source: RefSeq, a predicted model, not a curated record
AUGUCAUCUGGUAUUCAAGCAUUGUUAAAGACUGAAAAGGACGCUGCCGAAAUUGUCAAUGAGGCUAGAAAGUACAGAACUAAUCGUUUGAAGACAGCUAAAGCAGACGCACAAAGUGAAAUUGACGAAUACAAGAAACAAAAGGAGACUGAAUUGAAAAAUUACGAGAAGGAGCAUGAAGGAUUGAAUGAAUCCAUUGACAAGGAUGCAGACGCCCAAGUUGAAGGCGAAUUAGCGGAUAUAAAAAGCAAAUUCGAUGAAAAGAAAGACUCAGUCGUAAAAUUGAUAGUUGAUGCCGCUAUCAAACCAACUCCUGAAAUACACAUCAACGCGGCCAAAUAA